Messenger RNA from Rubroshorea leprosula, 746 nucleotides. NCBI's taxonomy places the organism in Eukaryota, Viridiplantae, Streptophyta, Magnoliopsida, Malvales, Dipterocarpaceae. The record is from the annotation of a GenBank genome assembly.
GAGGCUAGAAAGACACACAACAUAGAAGCACAAACAAUUUCUAUCCGCAAUUCAGAUCUACAAGGUAGUUGAGUAUCGAUCCGUGAAAAGAUGUUGGAGACCCACUAAAAAGGAGCCAAAAUUGCAGCCAAAAAGGAGUCUCCAUGCACCAAUCCUGGUUGUUUUCCACUCUAAUUCUUGCAAUUGAUAUUGUUCUAGUCUUAAGAUUUGACAAAAAACGAGGAAAGAAGGAUGGAAGGAGGAAGAAAGGGGAAGAAAAGAGAAGAAGAUGCAAGAGGAGGAAGAAAGGGCUCCAAACGAGCUCCUCUUCUCUCCCUUUUCCAACCUAGUUCGACGUCAUAAAUCUGUUAGGCACCUCGGCGUUGGUGCUAGAACUCAUCUUCUCCGUCAACAGCUAAAAAUCAUCUUUCUCGUCAAUGGCCAGAAUCCAUCUUCUCCUUCAUAUUCCUUCUACUUCAUCUUCUCUUCUAUUAUCUCCGAUGACUUGCUCCCUUACUUUAGAAUGUUGUCUGUAUGGUUCAAAGAUAGAUGCCAGAAAAUACAAGCUAGUAACGACCUUCACAGAUCUAAUUCUAGAAAAGAGAAAGACAUGCUAAAGAAGGCAGAGUAGCCCCAAAAUCCACGAAUCUUGGCAGGUCGACAAUGGAAAAGCAUCAAAAGAGCAAAUCUAGAGAGGUAAGAUGUUUCAAGUCAAAACUAUGUCGGAAAAAAUGGUGGUAUCGGAAUAAUGAAACAUCAAUUGAAUC